AUGUUGCCAUGUAACGUCACUGAGCCAAGCAACGGAACUGAGGUGGUUGUAGAUUGCACGGAGACCAACCUCAAAUAUAUCCCACCUGGCAUCCCACAAGAGACCACCAACCUGACGCUCACCAUAAACCACAUCCAUAGUUUAAACUCCUCCUCUUUUCAUGGACUGGAUAACCUGACAGAGAUUGACUUCAGCCACCUCUUCCUAUGGGACGUCUGGUACAUCUACCACUUCCUCAGGGCUAAACUCAAGGGUUAUAAGCGCAUCUCCUCCCCGGGUGCAGAGUAUGAUGCUUUUGUGAUAUAUGACAAAGAGGACUCAGCCGUGAUUGAGUGGGUCAUGAAGGAGAUGAGUGUUCAGCUGGAGACAAGCGGGGACCGCAGACUCACACUCUGCUUAGAGGACAGAGACUGGAUCCCUGGGUGUCCACUCAUCCACAAUCUCUCCCAGAGCAUCCACAAGAGCAAAAGAACUGUGUUUAUUCUCACUAACAGAUACAUUAAAAGUGGGAACUUCAAAACGGCGUUCUACAUGGCCAAUCAAAAACUUAUGGAUGAAAAGGAUGAUGUAAUUAUUCUCAUCUUCUUGGAGAAAGUGAGAGGAGGCGGCUUCCCACACCACACUGCAGCCGAGUCGUUCAUCUUCUACAGUCUCUGUCAGCGCGUAUCUGAUUUCAUCAAAAUGGGCGACAAACCUGACAUUUCAGAAGUGCAAGCCUUUGACAAGAGCAAGUUGAAGAAAACCGAAACUCAGGAGAAAAACACACUCCCAACCAAAGAAACAAUCGAACAGGAAAAGAGUGCAUGA
Messenger RNA from Knipowitschia caucasica, 807 nucleotides. NCBI's taxonomy places the organism in Eukaryota, Metazoa, Chordata, Actinopteri, Gobiiformes, Gobiidae. The record is from the annotation of a GenBank genome assembly.